GAGGUAACAUUCCUACAAAAUCUUAUCCAAGACAAAAACUGCUGCCAUUCGACUUUGACAAGCUUGCACGGACGUCUUAGUACUGUUUGUCACGAACAAGACACCCUCAAAUCGCUCCAUCGUUCAGCGGAUGUUGGCGAACGCUUGGCGCAGUCGGAGCAACAACGACCCUUUCACACGCGCGUCCUCCGCGCUAAGCUGUGAGAGAAGUCCGUUACUGUGUAGCGCUGUGUGGAGUCUCUCGCUCCGCUCAGAUACUUGGGAGAGAUUUUGACCGGCAGUGUGCAGCCGUUGAAAGAGCAGAGGAGGGGGUUUUGUCACGUGACCUGUGUUUAUGCAUCACUGACUGUGUGUCCACACGAGCUGUACGGUCAAUAUGGAAGGUGAGGGUUGCCGAAGUGGAAAUCUGACCGUUCGGAGUGAUUGAACGCAGCUUUAGUCUUUUCCGGAACUAUUGGAUAAAAAACUUGUGACUGUUUUUUUUCAUUGGAACACCGUGAUAUUACUUUGGAAUCUUCGAAACAUGUGGAUUGUCAUUGUAGCAGUUGUGGCUUAUAUCAAAGUGACCCUUGCCGCCCAGGAUCCGACUUUUGAGACACCCGUGGUUAAUGUGACAGUCGUUGAAGGCGCGACGGCGGUGUUGCCAUGUAAAGUCAGUCACCUGGGACGUCACAAGGUAGCGUGGACUGACCAGUGGUCAACGCUUCUGGCGUUCAUGGACACGAGAAUUAUCGACGAUGAACGUAUCUCCGUGGACCGACCUUUCGGCAACGACUGGAACCUGCACAUCUCGGGGGUGAAGCUCGAUGACCAGGGUAUUUACAACUGUCAGCUUAACACCAAGCCGGUCAAGAUACAAACAGUCGUCCUAAAUAUACUUGUUCCUCCGAGGAUCUUGGGGGCGCAGUCGGAUACGGAGGUUGUGGUAAACGAGGGGCUGUCGGUCAGUCUGUCCUGCAAUGUGUCCGGAAUACCUCGGCCCACGGUCAUGUGGUACAAAAAACCCACACAAAUAGGUCAAACGAAAGAGAGUGAGUUCUGCCCAGCAACAUCUAGAAUCGGCUUCUCUGGUGAGGUUUUGAUGAUCCAUAACGUCACUCGCUACUGCGGCGGCAAGUACGAGUGCGUGGCUGACAACGGCGUCCCCCCAGCCGUCAAACGUCAGAUCAACGUGGGGGUCAAAUUUCCGCCAGAGAUUCAUAUUCAUAACAAAAGGAUUGGUCAAGUGCGAGGCAAGGAUACGAUCCUCGAGUGUGUGGUAACGGCGCAUCCCCAGGGUGUCAGUGUGUGGAAGUUUGAAAAUAGACCACUGCCCACGACCAUGCAGAAGUAUCGAGUGGAGGUGUUUGAGGAAGGAAGUCACACAAUCACACUCAGCCUCCGGAUCAGCCAAUUGAGUGAAGAUGAUUACGGAGAAUACACAUGCGUAGCGUCUAAUUCUAUGGGCAGCGAUUCUAAAAGAACGCUUCUCUACGAGCAUAUAAUACCUACGAAACCACCUACGACAACUACCACGACGACGAAAGCAACAACAACGUCUUUGCGACCGACGCCCGCUAAGACGCCUGGCGCCUAUGAUUACGAGAACGGACCACCCGAGUACAUACCCAGGCCCAAGUUAAAACAGGUCCAUCCGCUACUACCAGGCAGUAACAAUGACCCGCUUGCCGUCUCCGGCUCCGCAGGAAGUAAAGGACCAGAUUCAGGAGCAAAGAAAAAUUCAGCUUUCAUAAUAGUUGUCCUGAUGUGUAUAUUUUCUCUGAUAAAUCCCGUUUAAAGUGUUGUGGAAUGAUGAUUGUAUUUAUCUGUACAGAAUAGUAUGACUAUAAGAUGAGUAAAUGUACACUGUUUCUUGAUGGCGUGCAAUAUGAUACAUAGUAAGUCCAGUAAGUAAUAUGUUUAUUUUACGGUUAUAUUGUGCGGCUAAAUCCUAAUAAUAAACAUCAUAAUGUGUAUCUCGACAAACACGUUCCAAUACAGUAAACUGCGGUUAUAACGAACUCAAAGGGACCACUAAUUUUAGUUCGUUAUAGCCGUAGUUCGGUAUAAGCAUAUAUACAGCGUAUAUACAGAAAAUGAACGGGAUCCAAACACAUUUCGUUAUAUCCGUCAGUUCGUUAUAAGCGUGUUCGUUAUAAACGUAGUUUACUGAAUUUGAAACAUUCCGCGUUUUGUGUAUUCUGGUGCUCAAUUAAAAUGAAAGAAGCAGAGAAGCGCUCGUAAAAUGAUAACGACACGUAAUGUGUUGGUCGAGAUUGGGAUGUUGACAGUGGAUGGAGGUGGAGGUAUAAAUACUAUGACGGUAAUGAAGACUGGUCGUUUAUCUGGCGAGGGGUGGCUACAGCAGACUCCCUGAGGAGGCUUUAAGCUAUAUAUUUAAUGUAUUUCAUCGUGUUAUGUGCAAAUGCACGUGCAACUAUUUCGUCUGAAGCUAUGUGUCCUUCAGAGUGAGUGAGUGAGUGAGUAUGGUUUUACGCCGCUUUUAGCAAUAUUCCAGCAAUAUCACGGCGGGGGACACCAGAAAUGGGCUUCACACAUUGUACCCAUGUCGGGAAUCGAACCCGGGUCUUCGGCGUGACGAGCGAACGCUUUAACCACUAGGCUACCCGACCGCCCCUUGUGUCCUUCAGAAAUAUAAGACCGUGCUAUCAGUUGCAAUGACAAGUAAUCCUUUGUGCUCGAUAAAAAAGUAUCUUAAUUCUUUGGAUUAUUUUCCGUGGCCAAGUCAAGAUGGACUAAUCGUAGGUUCGAAUCCCAGCAGAUGGUGGUCCUUGGAUCGUCAGCACCAGACACGCGUGGAUCGCACGGAACGCGAUCUUUGAAGAUGUAGCGUUAUAUCGGGGAAGUCAUACAAGACGGUAUAAUAAAAAAAUCUCAUUCCUUUUUUUCAAAUUCAUCACUACAUCGAAACAUCCAACUACAACACUUUUAGCGGAUGACCCAGAAGGUGAAACUGACGGAAUUCGUAAUACAGAUUUACGUCCCUUAAUCCUUCAAGGAUGCGCUGCUCGUGGGUUCAAAUCUCUGUGUAUGAUCGGUAGUUUAUCAACACCUUUCCACUGCUCUUUAGGUAACUGAAUACAAAGUUGCUUAAUAACCCAACUCACUCACUAACUCGCGACUUCAGGGUGACAAAAUCAAAGAUCGCACAAAUAUUAGUCCAAUCACCUGUAUGGAGAGGGCACGGGUGGCCCAGUCGUCUAAGGCGCCGCGAUUCGCUGUGCAGAGUUGCGUCCCCUGGUCACGCCAGAAACCUAUGAUUGUGGGUUCGAAUCCCGGUUCACCCCGAUUAUGUUUCUAGG
Molecule: messenger RNA, 3302 nt
Organism: Haliotis rufescens (red abalone)
Lineage: Eukaryota; Metazoa; Mollusca; Gastropoda; Lepetellida; Haliotidae
Product: lachesin-like
Exons: 8
Coding region: 524-1777 (417 amino acids)
Cellular component (GO): neuron projection
Source: RefSeq, a predicted model, not a curated record